AUGUCAUCCAUCAAGAAUAUCCUUGUUCUCGGGGCUGGAGAAUUAGGCACACAAGUACUGCUGUCCCUCGCCCAGCAUCCUCACUUGAAUGACAUCGUUGUGUCCGUCCUUUUACGACCUUCUACCAUCUCAUCAACGCGACCGGAGAAGGUACGGGAGCUCUCGUUACUGCACCAACACAACAUUCAGCUUGUUCCCGGCGACCUCGUGGCAGACUCUCAGGAGUCACUAGCCCAGACCUUCCGCGGAUACGAUACAAUUAUCGGCUGUACAGGCUUUGUUGCCGGUCGUGGAACACAAAUCAAAUUAGCACAGGCGGUACUCGCCGCUGCAGUUCCUCGCUAUAUCCCUUGGCAGUUCGGGGUGGAUUACGACGUUAUUGGACGAGGAUGCGCACAGGAGCUUUUCGACGAGCAGCUUGAUGUUCGCGAUCUUCUUCGCUCCCAGACUAGCACCCGAUGGACUAUCAUUUCUACGGGCAUGUUUACCAGUUUCCUCUUUGAGCCUUCAUUCGGUGUAGUGAACCUGGAAGAUAGCUCAAUCUGCGCCUUGGGUAGUUGGGACACCAGGGUUACGGUGACGGCGCCCGAGGACAUUGGAAAGCUCACUGCGGAAAUCGUUCUCGGCUCCGACUCAGAUGUAGCAUUCAACAACCGACCGACCUUUGUUGCUGGCGACACCGUUAGUUAUGCGGAAUUGUUGCGGAUAGUGGAGGGUGUCACAGGGAGGCAUUUCAAAAGGAGCGUCCGGACGGUUGAGGCUGCGAAGGACGAUCUUGCAAAGGAACCAGAUAAUUCACUAUAUAAGUAUCAGGUGGUCUUUGGGGAAGGUCGGGGCGUUGCAUGGGAUUCGUCUACAACGUGGAAUCGUGAGUCGGGAGUAAAUGUUCUGUCAGUGAAGGAGUAUGCAAGUCGGUACCUUGUUUAG
Messenger RNA from Aspergillus pseudotamarii, 927 nucleotides. RefSeq names its product aromatic alcohol reductase. NCBI's taxonomy places the organism in Eukaryota, Fungi, Ascomycota, Eurotiomycetes, Eurotiales, Aspergillaceae. The coding region runs from base 1 to 927 and encodes 308 amino acids. The transcript has a single exon. The record is from RefSeq and is a predicted model, not a curated record. Gene Ontology annotation, molecular function: oxidoreductase activity.